AUGAACAUCGAUCCUCUGCUCAGAGGCUCGCCGCCCAAACCACGCGACUCCUUUCAAAAUGGUGCGACCACCACUGCUUACUCACCAAUGCAACCCAGUCCCAAUAAUUCCUACCAAUCUAUUGCAACCCCCAACUAUUACUCCAGCCAUCCACAGACUCAAGACAGUCCCGACGACCAGAGUCCCUCCGCCAACCCCAAUGACCCUAAUGAUCUCAAAAGACCUCGCGCUUGUGAGGCUUGUCGACAGCUGAAGGUCAAGUGUGAGCCCGAUGACAAUCAUCCCACCGGCUCCUGCAAGCGAUGCGCCAAAGCAAACAGGCAGUGUAUCGUGACUGCUCCAAGCAGAAAGAGACAAAAAAAGACCGAUAGCAGGGUCGCUGAGCUCGAGAAAAAGAUCGACGCCCUCACUGCCACCUUAGCAGCUCGUGGUGGAAACGAACCGGACCCUGCGGUCGACCCAAACAUCUCCCAUCCACAACAAACACCUGUCCCACGCCCAGCUACAACCUAUCCUGACCCCUGGCAUCCACCACCACCUGUUACCCACCAGUCUCCUCAGUCUAUCAGUCAGGGCGUCAAAAGAAAGAUCACGAACGAGUAUGAUUAUUUUGGAGGCGAGCUACACAAAGCCUCAGCUCCUGCAUAUAAACCCGUCGCUGCAGCUCCUCAAUUUCAACCAUAUGCCGAACCAGUCAAGGUAAAAUCGGAUCCGGAGGAUUGGUCUACUUACGAUGCUGUCGACAGUGGCUUGGUUGAUCUGAACACUGCUCGGAAGUGUUUUGACCGAUACAAGGCAGAAAUGUGUGAUCAUCUACCCUUGGUGGUCUUCCCUAACGGUACCACUGCUGAUGAUAUCCGCAAGAUGAAGCCAAUGCUUUUUGCCGCUGUAGUGGCCGUUGCCUCUGGCACUAUCAGGCCAGAGCUACAACCAAGACUGAUCAAUGAGGUAACCAAGGUCAUGGCUGAUCGAGUCAUGUAUCGUGGUGAGAAGUCCCUGGAGAUGGUCCAGGCCAUGCAGGUCAUGACUUGUUUCUAUCAGCCACCGGACAAAUACGAAGAAUUGAACUUCAACCAACUCAUUCAUGUUGCGGCCGUCAUGGCUAUGGAUAUUGGCAUGGGCAAGCGAGCUAGACGAGGUGGCGGAGGCAUCUGGAGACCCUAUCAUGAUAAUAAACGACCCUUAUCUGAUCCUAACAGUGCUGAGACCCGCCGAUGCUGGUUGGGAACCUACUACAUGUGCUCCAAUUCCUCCAUGUCUCUACGUCGCCCUCUACUCAUUCGAUGGAGUCCUUACGCCGACGAGUGCAUUGAAAUCUUGAAUACGGCUAAAGACGCUGUACCAUCAGACAGGUGGCUAUGCCACCUUGUCCGUGCACAACAUAUUGCUGAAGACAUUGGUCUUGAGUUUUCAAUGGACGACCCAGCUUCUCCACUCUCGUUGACCGACCCAAAAACUCAAUAUCAUUUGAAAGCCUUCGAACGACAACUGCGGGAGUGGCACGAUGCUGGAGCACCAGAACUUCUCAGGAAACCCAUCAUCCAACAUACUGAAGGGAUCAUCAACUUGUAUAUGCACGAGAUCGCCAUGCACCAUAACCACAAUAUCGAUGAUUUCCGACCGCCCUUCAAUGCUACCCCGAUCGAAGGUCCGCCCGAUCCUGACAAUGUCACUCCCGCUCAUAUUGAGGCUUUGACCACGUGCAUCCAUUCUGCACAUACUACCUUUGAUGCAUUUUUAUCCAUGGACAUCAAAAUGUUGCGAAGUCUACCAACACUUUUCUUUGUUCGCAAUUCCUACGCCGCAGUGGCCUUGAUCAAGAUGUACACAGCAGUAUCUGCCAAAGGCUCCAAGUUUGGUACAAUCUUCAAAAAAGAAGAUCUUAAAGUUGAGUAUUAUCUUGAUCGGCUCAUCGAAACCCUCACCAAGUCCUGCGAAGGGGGCAUGAGCAGGGUGGCACAUAAGUUUAGCUUGAUCUUCAAUAUGUUGAAGAGCUGGCACAUGAAACGUACUGAACCCUAUAACGGUGAUAGCAACCCAAUCUCAAGGCAGAGAACACCAAUGGGAAGAUCGAAUGCUCAACAAAUUUACAAAAGUGGCCCCCUCCAACAAGACCCAUCGAACAUGGCCUGGAAUAAUACACAACCCCGCGGAUCAAUUGAUCAAAGUGCUCCAUCUCACCAGCAACCGAGAAGUGGCCUUCACAUGCUUUCCGAGGCUGCCAUGGGACCUGGACCACCUCCAACUGUCAUGGCACAACCACAUCAGCAACCUCAGCAAUGGAUGGCACAGCAACCUAUGGGUCAAAUGUUACCUGGUGUCACAGAGAUGUCUAUGCAACAUCCCGGAAUGAUGGGCUAUCCUAUGCCUGAACUAGGGCCUAUGGAUUUCACAUCGGAUGAACUCAUGGCCUUUGGUUUUGGUGAUGAAUUUCUUGCGAUGAAUUUCGGUUUUGAACAAGGCAACUGGCCCAUUUGA
This is a messenger RNA of Exophiala aquamarina CBS 119918, 2478 nucleotides long. RefSeq lists its product as uncharacterized. Gene Ontology annotation, biological process: regulation of DNA-templated transcription. Gene Ontology annotation, cellular component: nucleus. The record is from RefSeq and is a predicted model, not a curated record. The transcript has 2 exons. The coding region runs from base 1 to 2478 and encodes 825 amino acids. Gene Ontology annotation, molecular function: DNA-binding transcription factor activity, RNA polymerase II-specific; transcription cis-regulatory region binding; zinc ion binding. Lineage: Eukaryota; Fungi; Ascomycota; Eurotiomycetes; Chaetothyriales; Herpotrichiellaceae.